AUGAAGCUGUACGCAUUUGUUAUACUCCUAGCCUUUUGUUACGUACAAUGCAAAAAAACAUAUGCGCCCAUAGACAAAAAUGCCAACAUAGCAUUCAUUAACAUGGAAGCGGGUGGUUUGGGAACGGGUAGUAAAAAAGUCCAACCUACACCAGCGCCUAGCAAAGCCCCGGUACCUCCAACUCCAGCUCCGCAACCUGUAACUACAUUUAAAUCAGCACCGACUACUGUUAAACAGGCCCCGAUACCAGUGGUACCAGCAACCAACCCUCCUGUUCAAAUCAGACCAAAACCAGUAAAUCCUAGUCCUGUUGUUAAUCCAAUAACAACCCCUGGACCUGGUACCGUCAAGCAGCUUGUCAACUUCUACGAUAGCCAAGGAAAAGCGAGCCCUAUUCGCCCCUACAGUUACAGCCAAGCAGUUAAACAAGGCUAA
Messenger RNA from Pieris macdunnoughi, 435 nucleotides. The record is from the annotation of a GenBank genome assembly. Lineage: Eukaryota; Metazoa; Arthropoda; Insecta; Lepidoptera; Pieridae.